UACUAAAACAAAUUUAUUCUUCCUCCAAAAUUCCAUAAUCGUAUAUACUACUGUGCACCAACAUGGAGAAAAAACAGAUUAUAAUAAUUUUCACAGUAGUUAUAGUCUUGCUUGCUAUUAUCGACCUUCUUUUAAUUACGUAUAUUUGCCUGGAUGUAAGAUUCACAUACGCAGUUAAUGCGAGAGCAAGGAGGCCGGAUCCAUAUGAAGGCAACGCUGUCCCAUAUAUAAAAGAAAGAAGGAAAUAUUGGUAAUCAUGAACCAGAAGCUGGUGGUAGCGUCAAUUGGCAUCACAGUAAUUCUGUGCCUUGUCAUAUUAAAUUUGCUCUUCAUUUACUUUAUAAUCGACAAUCCAUACCUGACAACCCAAUCGACCACUGCUCGGAGUACUACUACAGAGCAAACUUACCCACCACUUACGGAGAUCGAAUACGAAAUACCAACCGAGUCCGCAGGCGAGGACUCUCCCGGUGCAGAGGGCGAAGCCCCGGCGGAGGGCUAAGAACCAUAUUCAGACACUACAUUACCCCCGGUUCGGCGUUGCUUGGUCUUUCUUUGUCAAAUUCAGAUCAGUGUCGCGCGGCGCACAGCGGUGUCAACUUGUCGUGUGCGGCGCAAAUUCAUAGUUUGCAUAUAGCAUAAGCCAUAUACCAUAAGCGUUCCCAGUGUGUAAGCCCAGACCAAGACCAACGCCAACCGAGCCUUGCCCGGGAUCUACACGGAUCGUAAGAGAUCUUCACAGAGAAGCUCUUUUGGAUACCACUCAGUGUUGCCGUUAAACGUUGACUAUUGCCGUUGCCGUUGUCGUUUCCAAUACCGAACCGAUCCCCAUUCCCUGCCCCAUUACACCCACUUCGGAGCCCAUCCCGUACAGCCGUUGAACUGAGGAAGCGCCAGCUGCCAAAGCGCGGAAGAAUGCCGACCAUAACCGAGGACUGCAUAGAUGGAUUCCAACAGUAUUACUCGCGGCCCCCGGAGAGGCCCAAGAAGAAGUCCCUGAAGCAGAUGGUCUACGACUCGGAGGACAACUCCUACUUCGGUCGAUCCAUAGACAGCUGGGCCAAAAUCGGGAUCUUCUACGUGGCCUUCUACGGAGUCCUUGCCGCCCUGGUGGCCAUCUGCAUGUGGGCCUUCUUCCAAACUCUCGAUCCUCGCAUUCCGAAGUGGUCCCUCGACCGCUCCCUGAUAGGCACAAAUCCAGGUUUGGGUUUCCGCCCCUUGCCACCCGUCGACAAUGUGGAAAGCACCUUGAUCUGGUACAAAGGCACCCAGCACGAGAACUACAAACACUGGACAGACUCCCUAGAUGAUUUCCUCGCGGUUUACAAAGUUCCCGGAUUAACCCCCGGUCGUGGUCAGAACAUCUACAACUGCGACUACAACCAACCGCCGCCGAAGGGUCAGGUGUGCGACGUGGACAUCAAGUCUUGGUCGCCCUGCACCAAGGAGAACAACUACAGCUACCACAAGAGUGCGCCGUGCAUCUUCCUCAAGCUCAACAAGAUCUACGGCUGGAUACCAGAGUACUACAACGACUCGCGGGACUUGCCCGAAUCCAUGCCUUCGAGCUUGAAGACCUACAUCGGAGAGGUCCAGAAGACACAGCCAGAAAAGCUAAACACCAUUUGGGUUUCGUGCGAGGGCGAGAACCCAGCCGAUCAGGAGAACAUUGGAGCCGUCAACUACCUGCCAAUCAGAGGAUUCCCCGGCUACUUCUAUCCGUACCAGAACUCCGAGGGCUACUUGAGUCCCUUGGUGGCCGUGCACUUCCAGCGCCCCAAACGCGGAAUCAUCAUCAACGUCGAGUGCAAGGCUUGGGCCCGCAACAUUAUACACGAUCGCAAGGAGAGGAUCGGUUCGGUUCACUACGAGCUCCUCAUCGAUUAAUAUGUACUACACUAUUACCUAUAACAUAAUGUAAACCAGAAGAAUCUCCGAUGAGCAAGAAUCUCGGUACCAGAGGGGUGAGGAAGUCGUUGAAUACCGUGUAGACAAUCCUACCAGAGGCAAACCACCACAUGUUGUAGCAAAAUUUGUGAAUGGUUCAGAUUUCCCGAUUGUAAUUUAAAUUCCAAAUUGUUUUACUGUAUUAUUUCCUUGACAAAUUAAACAUAAAAAGUAUAAUCAAGA
Molecule: messenger RNA, 2130 nt
Organism: Drosophila biarmipes
Lineage: Eukaryota; Metazoa; Arthropoda; Insecta; Diptera; Drosophilidae
Gene: nrv2
Product: sodium/potassium-transporting ATPase subunit beta-2
Exons: 8
Coding region: 916-1887 (323 amino acids)
Biological process (GO): intracellular potassium ion homeostasis; potassium ion import across plasma membrane; intracellular sodium ion homeostasis
Cellular component (GO): sodium:potassium-exchanging ATPase complex
Molecular function (GO): ATPase activator activity
Source: RefSeq, a predicted model, not a curated record